GCCUGUUUGCUUCUAGGGAAGAGAAAAAAAUAGAGUGAGAGAAAGCUGUUAAAUACGAGUAAUUCAAAACCGUGCGCGCUUUAUCGCAAACGAUGUCCAAAAGUUGCUGGAGCCCCACUAUUCCCGUCCGCAGGAGCCAGCCCGACUUUUCAAAGGCCGCUCACGGAGGUUGCUGUAAAUAAGCUCGGGCUCGUCCGGGGGCUGCCUGGACACCGGCCAGGCGAGGGUUUGUGCUGAAACUCCGCUUGAUGGCCGAGAUGAAGAUGACAACAGAUUCUCUACGCUUCGCGGCGCUACGGAAAUAAUCGUCGCAACGUGGACGCGUCGACCGGUCCCCGCCAAGUUGUGCCGACCUCAGCCCGGCUCUCAGGCUUUACACCCGCUCCUGUCGGAGGAAAGCAAGGCAGACAACCCCCUCGGCCUCUUAUCCUUACAAACUGGCAGAGCGCUUUUUGAUUGUUACUCUUCACACGGGCGGCCCCGAUCGCGGGGGCCAAAAUCCCCCCGGCGCUCGCAGCGCCGCAGGCGGGCAGGGCCUGAUCCUGCUCGCCCCGGGACGGCCGCAAAUCGGCCCCAGCUGCCGGGAGGGCAGCGGGGUGGCUCUGGAUUUACUCUGGUGUAACUGGGAGCGGGCUGCUGGUGCGGAGGAUGUGUGCCUUUGAUAUUGUAACCUAAAACUGGCAGCUUUCCCUGCUCUGGCAGGAGUUUAGAAACAUUGCCAUAUGAGCUGGUUUUCCAGAGGGGCCUGAAAAUGCAAUCCAUUAUCUGAUAUUUUGGAGCAGCUUUUUUAAUUAAGGCUCUGGCUAAAGGGCUGAUUCGAGAGGUGUGUUUUUCUUGUCCUUAGGGACUUGGCACAUCCUGGCGUCUGUCACCCUCCCGAAACUACAGAGUCACUUUUCCUCCCGUGUCGUAUUCGGAGCAAAGCCCUUUUAUUAUUUUUUUUCCUUUUUUUUUUUUUUUUUAUUUAUUUUUUUUUCCCCUACCAGAGGUGCAGAUAAAUCAUUAGAGCCUCCGCUCAGCUCGUCUCCUUCUCCCGUAGCCCAACUUCUGUGCGCUACUGGCUGAUUACGGAGGAACUGCACGGGCUGAGACGGCAGCUCUUAAUUCCCCGACUUUUUGAAUCUCCAGCCGUCGCCGAGGAGAAUGCAGCCCUCCCCUCCGGCCGGCUUAUAAUGAGCCAAGAAAUUCAUAUUUCAUGGGAGGUGGAAGUGAGUCCCGGCAGUAGCGGAGCGGCGGAGGGGUGCCAAGGUCUGGGCUGAAAGGAUGUAUCAGACCCCUGCUGCCACCCGGGACCCCACACCACCCUGUCCCCAUCCCUGUGCCCGGCCCCGCAGGACCGUGCCAUGACGGGCGGGCAGGAGCCGGCAGCAGGACGGGCAAGCGGGGCUGCGUAGCCCCCCUCCCCGGCUACCAUGACCGGAGAGACCCAGCAUGUUUACACCAUCAGCGACGCUGAGGCCGGCCCCAAAGAGCAGGACAAGGACUUUGGCUUCGAAGGCUGCGGCGAGAAGGAUGGCAGGGCGCUCGGCGGCAGCUCGCAGCCCUGCACGCCCAGCGGGGGCGAGGGGACGUCCCCCUUCCCCGCCACCAAGGACAAGGAGCCCCACAGCCAGCGGGAAGCCGUGAUCCGGCCGCAGCAGGCGGGCAAGAUCGACUUCAAGUCCCUCCACAACAAGCCCAAGUUCGCGGGUGAGAGCGGCUGGGGCGGCAUCAAGGGCAGCCCCCAGUCCCCCCCGGGGAAGGGCAGAGCCCGCGAGCGCAGCCGGCGGGCAGGGAAGGGCGAGCGGGGCCAGCACCAGCUCUACCGGCUCAGCAUCGCCAGCGCCCGCCCCAGCCCCACCAUCGGCAUCGCCUACCCCCAGCAAAAAGUGACCCCCCCGAAGGCACCCGAAGCCAGCCGGGCUCCCGCGGCCGGCAGCUACCGCUUCCAUGUGCCCGGCGUCCCCGAGGAGGAAGAGCUGAGCUUCGGCCGCUGCUUCCCCGAGGCCGCCGCCGGCCGUACCUCCACCAACUAUACCUCACCACCCGCCGGCCCCCCGCGCCCGCCCCACGGCCCCAAAGGGCAGCCCCCCGCCGGCAUCCCCCUCAAGAGCCCCGGCAGCAAUGGGCAGCUACAUUACUUAGAGUUUCAGGCGAACGGGGCGACCUCGUGGCCCUCUCCGGAGAAGAGCUUCGCAGGUGCUAGCUACGGGGUCAAGCCCAGCUCUUUCCCCGAGGGCAGCAAGGCGGGCGGCCACGCUCUGGGCGCUUUGCCCUUCCAGUUCCCCUUCCAGCUGCUGCACGACUCGGGGAAGGAGCCGUACCGCGGCGAUGCCGAGUACCUGGACGUUGCCCUCGCCGCCGGCCAGGCGGCUCACGGCGCCUUCGGCUUCCACGCGUCCCCCCGAGAGUGGCAGGAGGAGGUGCCGGGCAUCGGCUCUUUCGAGGGCGCGUGCCCCCCGGGCCGGCUGUACGGCGUGCCCACCCCGCUCCUGGCCCCGCCGCCCGCCCCGCACCGCGGCCCUCUGACGUGCUACAAGGGCAGGAGCGAGCAUCCCGCCGACCCCAGCGGUGCUCUCUCGUCCUCUGGUGCUAUCGACCAAAACCCAAGCACUUUCCAAGAAAACCAAGCUGUUUUUCCGUCUAGUUUACACUCGCCUAGUGUGCCAAAGCCAGUUGGUAAGGGGCAAGCCUCAGCCAAAGACAGUGUGCCCAGCCCGCGGCUGCUGCUCCCGAGCAGCCCUCUCAGAAGGAAUAUGCCACCAAACUCCCUCUCCCAAGUGCACUUUCAGAGCAAAGCCUAUUGCGGCUCCCCCGCGGGCAGCGCGAGCGCAGGACCUGUGCCUUUCGAGACAAGCGUUCCCACUACGGCGCCCACCCACCCCCGGCUCGUGCAAGCCUGGGAGGGCGCCGCGAAGGCAUUUUCUCCCAUGGACCAGAACUCAGCACCUUAUUCAAACCCUGUUGGAAGCCAGUUCUCAUUUGAGUGCCAGCCUGGCCCCGAGCAGAGGCAGCACAGGCAGAAAAAUGCCAGGAUGCCUUGGCAGCAAAUACACCUCACUUCUGCGGUGCCCGGCCAGAACAGGAUCGAGUUGUCGAGGCAGAUGAGCAGCCAGAAGCUCCCUUUCCCCCUCGGCACGCCGGAGUGGCCGGGCAGCGGCAAAGCCCACAAAGGGCCCCCCCUAAGCAGCUCCCCAGGGUAUCACGGCAAAAAGCUCCUGUCGGGAGAGAGCCUCGGGGUGCAGCAUGGGGACCCUGGCUUGACGGGCGCUUUUUCUUUUGAAAAUGGCAAGGACCCGGCCUCUCCCGCCUGCGACUCAAGAAGCAAAGCCCUCUUCUACAGCAUGGGCCAGGCAGGGCCACCUCCUCCUCCCUCCAGGAGCUCGUCGGGCUCAGCGUUGGUCCUGCCGCCGUCAGCCUUGGUGGCCGCCUCGCCCUGCGAGUCCCCGCUGCCAUCCCCUGUCCCCAACCCCACCUGCGGCAGCACCUGCUCCUCGCUCUCCCCCAUGUCCAGCAGCCCGCUCAACCCCAGCUUCGAAGACGGCCAGCUGUCCGGGGCGCUCACCCCCUCGCCCUUCUUCCACCACCCCUGCCAUCCCAAGGAGGGCGUCAAAACCUUCCACCCCUCCGAGGUGCUGACCUCGGGCUCGCUCCACUACCACCCCCAGGACUCCAUCAAGCCCUUCCACUUCCCUCCCGACACCCUGAAGGACGACCACCUCCUGAAAUGCUCCCCAGAGAGCCCAUUCCACAAACCUGGCGCGGAGGUGGCCAAAAGCUGCCUGGAUGGCUUGGACGGGGAGCCGCCGCCGCCGCCAUACGCGUCCCAUCACCUGCUGGCCGGCUCGCUCAGCAGCGCCAGCCUGGACCAGCUGGACGUGCUGCUGACCUGCAAGCAGUGCGACCAGAACUACAGCAACCUGGCCUCCUUCUUGGAGCACCGCCAGUUCUGCACAUCCCACCCCGCGCCCCACGCCGAGGCCAAGGAAGCCCCCCGGGCAGCCGAGGGGCGGCGAGGGCUGCCCCCCGAGCCCCCCAAGCCCCCCGCCACCAGCGGGGCCAGCCUGCCGCUGUCUCCAGACCCCCAGGCACAUUUGCUGGCGCUGAACAAGGGCGAGGAGUUUCUGCUGGAUGGGGAAAGCAAGAGCGACGGCAAGGAGGAUGCUCUGAAGGGUGGCCUCUUCAACGGCCUCGCCGCCAGCUCCUUGCCUCUCACGGCCUCUGACCUGGACAUUGACGACGCCAAGCUGGACAGCCUGAUCACCGAAGCCCUCAACGGCCUGGGCUACCAGUCGGACAACCCAGAGAUCGACAGCAGCUUCAUAGACGUGUUUGCCGACGAGGAGCUGACGGGCAUGAAGGCCGCUGGCAGCGGGGCGUCCCACAAGGCGAAGGAAGGCCUGGCCUCGGAGAGCAAACCCAGGCACGCAGCAGCGGAGGAGAAGGAAGGUUACUGUUAUGAGGACAGCCACCCGGGGGGGGAGAGGGCGAAGAGACGGGCAGGAAAGCAGCACGGCCACAAGGGGAGGGCGGCACGGAGGCUGGUGGCCCACGAGGCCGAGCGGACGGAGCCGGCAGCGGAGGAGAGGACGGCCAGGCUGCGGGUGGGCAGGAAGAACAGUGUCCCACCGGUGUCCUCCAGGUCAGCCUCCGGCCAAAAGCAGCCCAAGAAACUCAACCAGGAGCCUCAGACAAAAAGCGAGGCCGGGCCGGGCGCUGCCACCAAGAGCUCCAAGCCACCUCGGUUCUCCAUGAAGGAGGGGAAGAAGCGGAAACCCCGGAGCGGGACGUGGAGCAAGGAGCUCAUCCACAAGAUCGUGCAGCAGAAGAACAAGCUCCACCAGCUGCACGCAAAGAGCAGCAAGCAGGCGCAGCUCCCCCUGCACAACGAGAGGCUGGAGACCCCCACCCAGGAGGGCCGGCUCCAGGAGUACGAAUACGUCUCCGACUCGGAGGACGAAGGGGCAGCGUGCAGCAAGCUCCGCGGAAGGAGGAAGCGGGGGGCAACGUUUAUCGGGAGAGCCAAAUACAGCUUCAGCAAGAAACGCCCGGGAAGAGGCGAGAGAGCCAAAGAGAAAGAUCCAGCCUGGAGCUACAGCCGGAGAAGAGACCGUCAGAAAAGGGAGGCACCGGGGCACAGGAGGGCCGCCAGUCCGGAGGCUGCCAAGAAGGGGGAUUGUGCCAGCAGAGCCCGCAGGAGGAGCAGCCAGUCGUCUACGGGCAGCAAUCCCAGUGCGAGUGUGGCCACCGAGGCCGGUCCCACCGAUCUGGUGGGGGAGAAGGCAGCCAUACUGGGGAGGAGGCGCUCGGGCAGCCCAGCACGGACACCACGGGCUGCACUCGGCCAUCCCGAGGACAGGAGCCCGAAGAAGAGCCAGAAAAGCAAGGAGAACUUCUCCCGGGGAACCAGACAGGUUGGCUCAGCCAAACCUUUGCUAGCAGGCCCCAGGUCCCAUUCAAGUACUGAACCUGAUGCUUCUGCAGGGGACGAUGCAAAGGAGGAGCCACUACCGCCAAGCCAGGAGGGGCAGCUCCCCAGCACGGCCACCUCGGGCAGGAGCCCCAUCAGGCUUCCCCAUAAGAAGGAGGCAGAAGAGCCCAAAGGAGCAGCAAACCAAGCAGGAGAAGGCAGCCCAAAGGCUCAGGACUCGGUGGGGCUGGUGAUGGUUGGCCAGAGGCAGCAGUUUGCCCCCUACACGGGUGACACAGUGAAGUACCACGUGGAAGAGCUGAUGGCUCCAUCCCGGAGCGAGCCCAGCCCCAGCAGUGCCACCGCUGCCUUCUCGGGAGCGAGCAGCAAGUACGGGAAGGCACAGGGGCUCACUGAUGGUGGGAAGGGCUUUGCCACACCGGCUGCCCCGUUUGGGGGCGAUGCGGUGGGGAUGAUGCUGGCUGCCAAGGCGCCCGAUCCGUAUGUCAGCAGUGACAAUGCCUUUUUUGAUCCCAAAGGUCUUCCUGCUCACUACGAUGCCAACCUCUUCUCAAAGCCCCCAGCCUUGGGGUCCUCACACAUGGAUGACAUGUACUUGUGCCGGGAGGACAUCAGCACCGGCUCCUUUGAGCAGAAGCACGCCAGCAUCUCCCCCUACACUGCAGAAACCCCACAGACCAAGGUCUCCUCCCCUCUCAGCUUUGAUUCCUCCUCGAUUUUUGGAGAGCUUCCUGUGACUGAGUUCGAUUCACCACUGUACGAGAGCGUGUCUGCUGGCAAGGAUGGCUACGUGGCAGCGUUUGCCUGCCCCAGCAGUGCCCCCAGCAAGCCGCUGCCCUUUGAGCAGCCGUACCCACCAUUCAUGCCGGAGAAGGACUGGUCCCUGAUGGAGGAGGUGGCUCCAAUGCUGCCAGAAGACAUGGCUCACUUCCACGGCCUGGCGGUGGACAAGCCACUCGCCAAGAAAUUCCCCGAGGAGGCACCCGUGCCCCCUGCCCAGCUGUCUCUGCCACUGCCGGACAGGAUAACGGAUUACAACGUGGCUUUUAUGAACAACAUGUCCGACGACGAGCUGGAGAUCAAGCGGCUGGUGACGGAGCUGGAGAGCCAGCUGCAGACCAGCAAGCUGAGCGGCGAGGCUCCCGCCGCCCCGCCGAAGGGAGAGCAUCACGCUGCUGCAUCCCUGCGGGGACCGGCGGCCGAGCCUUUCCCACCCCUGCCUGCUGACCAGGGGACGGGCCACCAGAAGGGGCUGUUCAUGGCAGAUGACCUGGGCAGCUCGAGCCUCCUGGCCACCAAAGUCUGUGCCGGGGAGAGCCUGGGGGGUGAGAAGCCGGUGGUCGCAGGUGCCCGUGGUGGCUACGCGGGAGGCAGGGAGCCCUGGCACGGACCCGCAGCGGCGUUUGGCUCGCUGGAUGCUGGGAUGUGCACGCCAGCCCCCUCGGAUGAGUUUUGCCCCAAAGACAGCAGGGAGCAGCUGCAGGGAGUUGCAGUCACCGAGGGAAGUAGCCCCAGAAAGAUGGAAAAUGAGUCUUCCUCCAAUAGCCCACCCAACUCCUGUGCGCCAGACCCAGCUGAGGUGCCCAUCUACAGAGACCCCCCUGCAAAAAGCCCUCCUGCUGUCACCAAUGCCAGGAUGGUGGAGGCAACCGAAGCCAACAAGGACACCCUGCCAUCCCUGCCAUGCAAACACGGUGCAGAGAGCUUCCCUGUGCCAGGGAAACCAAGUGAGCGCUUUGGUGAUGCUGCAGAGCUGGAGAAGUUCAACGCCCAUCUUCCAAACCAUAAACCUGAGCUCGGCUUCCGGCCUGGUCCGGCCACAGCCAUGGACCUCGCCUUUUCACCUCACGUCAAAGAGGUCCCGGAUGCAGAAGAAAGACCCUUCGGCAAGUCCAAGGAACCCCAAAUGGUGAAAAAUGUCGUGGACUUCAAGGGGGAUGGCGGUGGAUCUGCGUUACUGGAAGAAGCAGGGGAGAGGAAGAGCCCCACAGCCUUGCCGGCCCCCGGGCACGGCGACAAAGCCAGCAAGCACAAAGCUCUGCUCUUUCACAUGCUGAGCCUGCCCAAGGAGAGCAGCUGCAGCUCCCAGAGGACAUCAGCCACCCAGGAUGCCAACCCACUGCAGCAGCUCCAGCUCUUCGUGGCGCGGACGGUGAAGAGCAACGAAGAGGAGCUGUUGAUGCCCUGCUUCCCCGUGCUGCUGGCCCCCGGCCACCCCCCUGCCACCAGCAAGGGCCAGCCAGAGCAGAAAGAGGAGAGUGGUGAUGGUGAAAGUCAGGCGUAUCGCCCUGCCCCAGGGGAAGGGGAUGUCCCUGUCAUGGGCAAUGCAGAAAGCAUUGCUGCCCCAGCUAAAGAGGCUGUGCCAUUCCCCGGUGCCUGCAGGCAGCUGGAGCCGUUCAGUGCAAUGGGCUCCUACAGUGCAAGACUAUCCACGUUUGCUGGCCCGGAGCUGCAAAAUAAUGUGGCGGAGCUGCAGCACUUAGCAAAUGAAGACGAGGAGCCAAAUGACAUUAAUAUCCGUGCAGAUGGUGCUUCCCAAGAGCAAAAUGACCUCUCGCCACUCAAAAACACAGCGGUGACCCCACCGCCAGGGCAAGGAAAGAAAGCUGAUCAGCUCGUGGAAGAGCAGGAGCAUAAAGAUAAAAACAAAGUGGCCUUGGCAUUUAAAACACAUGAGCAAUCCCAUUUAAGCUGUGGUUUGAUGGAGAAAGAAACGCUGGGCAGUGCAACAUCAGCGGGGCUGGGAACAAACGAGGCUGAACGCAGAGCGUGGUGCCGGGGAGCUGACCGGGACGUGCAGACACCAGGAUCUGUGGGCACAGGCAGUGCCCCCGCCAGCCCCACCAGCAUACUCAGUCCCUCCAACGAGCCCCACGUGCAUCCCCGUUUGUUGCAGGACACAAAAGUAAAUGCAAAGGUUCCCAGAGAAGGAAAUGGUAAGAAAAAGUCCCUCAACGGCUGUCAUUAUGCAAGUGAAUCUCUGGCCAGCCUCCCCUCGCAGAUGGGUUUUUCUCACCCCAACUACUUGCAGAAUGGUGGGACCGAGGGCGGAGAAUCCCCCAGCUUCAGCAGUCAGCUCUCAGAAGAAAAUAAAUUCAGCAAGUCCCCGCUGAACGCCUCGAGCUCAUUCCUCGUGGCGAGAUUUCCUCCUGAGGCCGAUGGCAAUCACACCCACCACCCCACCCCGAGCCCAACAGAACAAGGGACAUGGAACAGGACCUCUGCUUUUCCUCCCCCCCUGCAUCACUGUGGGGCCACGCCAACAGAGGCAGGUGGGGAUGGUCACCACCGCUCCCCUGAAGGUGUUUUGGGAAGCUACGGACCGCCUGAAAGAGAAGGGAUGGCGAGAGCCUGCGCUCCUCUGCGCGCUGAUGCCCUGGUGGGCUCUGCCGUGGAUGGUGCCCAGGAGCCAUGCAGGAAGGAUGGCUCGCCUCCCUGCUCGCCUUUCAGCCACAAAGGGGGUGGGAAGGAGGGACCCGAAACCGCCGGUGCCGUGCUGCCAGGAUCUCAUUUUAGAGAAAACCAAGCGUGCGCCGUCACCGACAUGGUCAUUAACUCCAUUCCUCCAGAAACGCAAAAUUACCCAACCCAACCCGCGACAGAUCUUCUGCUGUUCACAGAAAGAGAGGUGAACCUAAAUCAGGAGAAAAAGCUUGAGAACUGCUGUGAUGAUGGAAAUAAGCAUCGGAAUGAACCAGAGGCUUUGUCCAAUGGUUUUGUUGUUCAGGAGGUGCCAGCUGCUGUCUGUAGAGGGCUUAAAAGGACGGGAGAUCUUGGUCCUGCUGAAUCAAAUGGCCACCAGCCUUCAGAGGCAGCAGAGGUGAGAACUGGUGAUCUUUCCAAAACCACAGAGAUCGGAGAAAAGAGUUUAGAAGGGGAGAAACCCAAGAGCCACAGGGCUGAGCACAGUGGAGAAGCUGUGAGUUGCGUGUUAAAUAACAUGGGCCAAGGAGAGGGCAACACACGUCACAGCACUCCAAGCCCUUCCCAAAAUGAAAUGCAGAAAGAAAAGAAGCCCAACGGGGUCCAGGUCACCUGCGACAUUUGUUCAGCCUCCUUCCGCUCCAAGCCCGGCCUGACCCGGCACAAAGCUGUCAAGCACCAGGUGAAGCCCGGCAAGACUUCCAGGUCCACCUUGAUUCCUGCGGAUGAGACAUCGAGGGCAGCCCAGAAGGUCUCCAGAAGGAGCCUGAAGGCUGUCAAAGAGAAAACCUGCAGCUCCCAGGUGCCACCCGCUGCUGAACAAGCGUCCAAGAAAAUAUGCACAGGCCUGGAGAAGGAGCCCAGCACGCAGAUGCAGGAGGUGGUGAGCAGAGUGCUCAGCGACCUCAGCGUGAUAUCCCUCGAGGUGUCCCAGGAGCUGCACCGCACGCGUGUUGCGCACAGGGAGGUGAAGGCCAAAGGGCAGCACGCAGAGACGGGGGCAGGCGAGAUGGCAGCGGGGACGCCGGACCCAGGCAGGCAAGGCAGGAAGGGAGAGAAGGGCAGGAGGAGCCAAAGCAAAGAUCCCGGAGGGGUAAACGGCAAUUCUGAGAAGAAGCUGAACAGGAAAGUGAGGCGAAGGAAAGCAAAGGCAUUUCCCAACAGACAUGAGCCCGAUGGUCCGCCUGAGCUGGGGAAGAAUUCAGGUCCUGCCCCUGCUGCCCUCAGCCCCAGCCUGCCCACUGUCACGGAGGGCCUGCAUGAGCCAGGCAGGUGCAUUUCAACAGAGGAACCCAACUCAUCCCCUCCAAAAGCGAAGCAGUCCCCGUGCACAGCCGAGCUCGCAGAGGACCCAGGCAAAGGGAUGGUGCCUUCAGAGGAGGUCAUGAAGGAGCCAGUAACGGGCACAGCUCCCUGUCCCGCGGGGAAGAAAGAUCCAAGUGAAGCAGAAAGCACGCAGGCUUGCAGAGCGUGGGUUAGCGGGUUUGUGAAGCAAGUGGAGGAGGGACUGGGUGAGGUAGGCGAGGAGCAGCACUGCGGUGCCGAUGGCACGGAGGAGAUGGAGGCUGAGACAGGAGGCAGUUCGGGAGGCAGCGGCUCUGGGAAAUGGAGCGGUGUCCCAGGGGGUCUCAAAUCACCUUCCCCAGGGGUACCAUCGGUGGACACAAAUGAUUUGGAAACCCCCCAAAAGGCUCCCACGCAUGGGGCUCUGCAGCCCCCACCGGUGUCCAGCCCUGCUCCCACGGAGCCGAAGCGCUGGGCGAAGGCAGAGCUGCCGCCGAGCAGGGAGCACCACGGGGACAAUGCGGCCACCUCCGACCUCCAGGGCUUGUUUGACGACGAUCCCACGUUCUCCCAGCUGUUCCCCCGGGACGACCAGCUCAUCCGGAGGAAGUGCACGCGGGUGUAUGGGAAGCGCAGCAAGAAGCCCAAGCCUGUCACUGAGGUGAGCCUCCGGCCGGCGGGUGCCAUCGACCUCUUCUCCAUCCGACUGGCGUCCGACCUCAGCGACACCGGCUCCUUCUGUGUCACCAGAGAGGACCCCUGCGAGUACGAAACCAUCUCCGUCGACGACGCCUUGAUGCUGAACAUGUGUCACGGCAGCAAGGCGAAGAGCGGGGAAGCAGGUCCCGGUGGAUCCACAAGCACAGCACUGCGGUCGGACAGCGAGAAGGCCAGCCCUGGGAGAGAUGUCACUGACCUGGAGGACAAUGUGCUAACUUUCUUGUGCCAGAACAGCCACAUGGACAACGGCCCCAGCUUGAGCAUCUGGGCGGGUCUGGAGAAGGAAGGAGAGAGCCUGUCCGCUGAGGAGAUGUUUGAGGCUUCGGUGGGCCUGGAGAAUGAGCACUCGCUCGGAGAAACGAGCUCCGAACCCCCCGACCUGGCGGAGGAGCCCUACGACGGCAAGAGCAGCGAGGAUUCAGACUCCCCCGAAUUCCACACGAUUGACAUCGAGAUGCUGAAUGCCAAGCUGAAAAUGAGGGACGUGUGCUUCUUCGGUUCUUGCGAAGAGCUUCCUGGCAGCAGGGACGAUGAUGCUUCAAGCUUCAAGCCGAAGCCGGGGCAGCACAGCAAGCACGGCAGAAGUAAGCUAGAAGAUGGGAAGCUGGGCAAAAACCGCGGCGACAUCACCGUCAAGGCCAAGGACAAGCAGUACAAGUGCAAAGUCUGCUUCCAGUGGUUCCUGACGUUGGGGGAGCUGGACUUCCACAAGCUCACCCACAACCCCUCCCCGCCGCCCACCUGCUACAUGUGCGUCCAGCGCAAGUUCAGCUCCCGGGAGCAGCUGAGGGACCACCUGAAGGAGAAGCACGCCAAGAACAAGGCCGGCCUGUGGGCCUGCGGGAUGUGCCUGAAGGAGAUUUCCGAUGUCUGGAUGUACAACGAGCACCUCCGCGAGCACGCCACCCAGUUCGCUCGCAAGGGGCAAGCGCAGAAGUCCGUGAUGGGCCUGCCGGCCUGCUUCGGUGAGGACAACGAUGCUGUCACCCAAUUCCUCAACACCAUCAUGUGUCGGAAGCCCAGCAGGUCCUCCCGGCACGCCGAGCCCAGCAGCAAGCACACGCCUAGCAGGGAGAGCAGGAGCCCCAGGGAGCUGCCUCCGGAGCAGGAGGCCAAGGCAGUGAAAGAGCCUUCGGAGAGCAGCGUCAAGGUGAAGCCUCCUGCACCAAGCUCCUCCAAAGCAUCUGCCAGUCCGUCUCCGGAGCACCCAGCAAAAAGCGAAGGCACCCCGAAAUCUGUCCCCAUGCACCCAGACUGCAAGGAUCCUUCCAGGGACUGUCAUCACUGCGGCAAGCAGUUUCCCAAGCCCUUCAAGCUGCAGCGGCACUUAGUGGUGCACAGUCUGCAGAAGAUUUACCUGUGCCACAAGUGCCCGAUGUUCUACCAGGAGACCAAAGAGCUUCGAAACCACCUCAGCCAGGAGCACGGGAUAGUGGAGGAGCAGGAGAUCAAGCACACCACGCUGUACGCCUGCGAGCUCUGCGCGGACGUCAUGCACGUUAUCAAGAAGUCCUUCAUCUGCAGCAUGUGCAACUACACCUUCUCCAAGAAAGAGCAGUACGACCGGCACAUGGAGAAGCACCUUGCGGGCAGCAACAGGACUUUCAAAUUCAGAGGGGUCAUGAGGCCCGGCGCUGCCUCCAGGGAGGGCAGGGAGAAGGUGAGGGAGGACGGCGUGCCGCCGAGCAAGAAGAGGAAGGUUGCUCCCCACGGCACCUCGCCAGUCCACCUGGCCCACGCUGGUGACCUGCAGCUGGUGGAGGCUGUGAGCCCCAGCCUCCAGCCUCCUUCUGACCCCUUCCCUGUAGCACCCCGGGACCCGGCGGCACCUCUGCCCCAACCCCCCGUGAAAACCGAAGACCUUGUGGGUGACUUCUCCGACCUCCUGGCGGAGAUGGAGAAAUCCCAGUUUGACACCCUGCCGCCUCCACCCUGCCUCUCCCCGUCUUUGCCGCAGGCUGCGGCCAGCGGUGCCGAGCUCGGCCACAUCGCUGCCCUCUCCAUCGAGGAGCUGGAGAAAGGAGCGUUUGAUGGGAAACCACUUCCUUUCCUGGACUCGCCCGGGUUUAGCAUGGACCUUGCUGGGUUAGCAUGCAACCAAGCCACAGACCAAAAGCUGUCUCCUCCACACCUCACCGAGAAAUGCGGCUACGCCGAUGCCCAUAAAAGAACAAGUGUAAGCAACAAAGACGAAUAUACAGCGGGGGGGUUGGGAAACCCUGAUGCAGCCACCGAUGCCGUGGAUGGGAUCCCAUUUCUCCAGCUUGCCAAGAAGGUCUCGGAGCUUCCUUCCCAGGGGGCAGAGGCUCCACCGGCCAAGGAGGCCCACAGGACGCAGUGGGGCACCCCCAGUGCCAGCGAGGCCUCUUCUUGGGAAGGCGCAUCCAAAGCCACUUCUCCGGAGGCUGCCCAACAGCCCCUGCCCCUGAAGGACAAGACAGCAUCACCUGCACUGAAUAGGGCUGCCAAAGAUUCAGCCCCGCAGAAGAAAACCACAGGGAACCAGUCUGGUGGUGAGGCUGCUCCCGAGGAGGGCCAGCAAGGUGGUGCGGUGAAGGACAAAUCAGUGCCUGAUGCCAGCACCAAGGAGAGCAGCGCUGGCACCAGGGACCACGGUGGCAACCCAAGCAGAUCCUCCGGCCACCAGCUCCGAGGAGAUUCUGCCGGCCACGCGGGCAAGCUUCACCUCAAGAGGAGGAAAGAGCACAAGUCCCUGAGCCACCGGUGCAGCGCCGGCUCCCGGGAGAACAUGGAGGGAGACGGGAAGAAGAAGAAAGGCCGGGCGCCGGGCCCGGGCAGGAGCGAGAGCAGCGGCGAGCUGAAGCGCGCCGACUGGAGCAUCGCCGAAACUCCUGCCCUGUCCCCGGGGAGGAGGGAUGCUCACGGCAACAGGCUGCUGCCCAGGCCCAAGAUGGGCACCCAACUGAAGAAGGUAGUCCUGGACGCUUGCAACCAGAAGAAGGGGGAGCUGCGGCACGCCAACGGCGACGUGCGGCGCAGGAAGGCCAUUCUGGGGAAGAGCCUGCACCAGGUGCUGGCCAAGGGCACGGCGCCGGCCCCGCGCGGCUCCUUGCACGGCCCGCGCCCCGCGCGCGGCACCAAGCCCGCCGGCUCGGCCAGCUACCGCACCGCCGAGUCCCAGAACAACCUGCUCAGCCAACUCUUCGGGCAGAAAUUAACCAGCUUUAAGAUUCCUUUAAGAAGAGAUACUUCAGAGUAAUUUAUGGAAGUGACUUACAGUGAUCCGCAGCUGCUUUCACGGGGUUUGCAAGGGGAAAAUUAUCAAAGCAUUAAAUUCGUUUGUGUAGCAUGAUUUUUCUGUCUAGCUUAAAUGAACUUGCACUGCAGCCUCUGUGAAAUAGUUUGCUUUGUGUCUACUAAUCUACUUUAAUUCACCUGAUUUAUCAUGCAAAUGCUAGAACUUUGAUGUUGCUGAUGAUUUUCAUGAACUGAAAUUGUAAUCGCUUUGGGCAGACUGAAUCGUCAAGAGCAAAUGCUUUAUUGCAGAAGUGCUGAGGUUAUAAGGAUACUUGCAAAUCUCAGACCCUUUUGAGACUGUGUCUGUGUUAUCUUUGUACAAAGUACUUGAAGAGAUGAACUUCAUUCCGUAGACGUCUUAUUCAUAAGGUGCAGUACACUGUAGAAAGCAAAUUUUUUUUUUGAAGAUUUUGCACAAAUAAUCCCGUACAAUUCAUUUAAUUGGGAGCUGGCCUAAGAGAUGAUACAAUUAAAAAAAUAAUAAUAAAAAUUAAAUUAAGCAUCAAGUGUCCCAUAUUUUGACAGCCAUCCCUAAGAAUUUGUUUCUACGUCGUCAGGAGAAUACCGAAGCAGCCGGCAGGCUGUCCAAGCGCUGCCGCCGUCGCUGCCGUCCUUUGACCACUGUAGGUGAUGUGCACGGAGGAGAGCUGCCACCGCUAGCAAACUGCACCUUGACACUUGUGACAAACUCUUGUUUUUUAGUUGUUGUUUUUUUUUUUUGGGGGGGGGGUUGUUUUUUUGUUGUUGUUUUUGUUCGUGUGGGGUUGUUUAUUUUAUUUUUUUUUUGCGCAACGACAAAACUGUGCCAACUUACCGCACCGCAACGGUACUGUCCGAGUGCCCUCAACGGUAUAACUUCUAAAACUAUCUUACUGUAUUGAGUUAGUGGCUAUAUAGGUAUCCGCUUUUUACUAUGCAGUUACUGGUGCUAUUCUUAUUUUGUAAUGUGAAUACAGACUUCCUUGAUCGAAAAAAAUAAAUAAAUAAAUAAAUAAAAGGGAACCGUUAGGAAGUAGCCGUUACCUGUAAGAGAAAACAAAGCAGGAAAAUCAAAGGUUAGGGAAAAUCCUGUAUGCUGGUACUCCGUAGUGUCGCGAAGGUUACGUCACGCCGGACAAGCACGUUAUACAACCGAACUUCUGAACCGGAAAGUAAUCUCAGGUGCAAACGAGGACAUGGAAGAUAACUAAAUACUAUUGAAAUACUCCCAAGUCAAGGAGGUGAAGUAAUGCACUGAUGUGAUAUGAACAGUCAGAGUACUUUGCGUCUGUCCUGCAAUUUUUUUUUGUUUUGUUUUGUUUCAGAUUUAAAAGGAAAAAAAAAAAGAGGCUUUAUUCUGUUAAUAUGUACCUUUACGAUUCUUUGUAUUGUAUAAAAAUAUUGUAGGUAAUUUACCUUGGGUGCAAUGUGUUAUGUCAAAAGUUUUUAUUUUGAUAUUUUGUCAGAGAAGCAGAGAGAGAGCAGGAAACGCCAUUUUAUGAUGUUGUAUGUGUGCUUUUAAAGUGCCUCUUUAAUAUUGUUAAAUAAAGUAUGAGAUGAAAAUAUGGGGUGGUACUGUAAAAUCAUACAUGAUUAAUCUUUUCAAAUAUAUUCCAAUAUUUUCACAGAAAUUCCCUGUCUUGUGUGGCGUUUGUGGGCUCCUUCUCCCCGGCUGUGCUGGCAGAGCCUGACCCCGGCCCUGCAGCCCUGUUCUUGGCCCCUUUCCUGACCCGACCACGAUGCUGCCAGUGCAGCAGGCGGACGCUUUGCACAUUUUUGUGGUGUCCCGUGGGAACAGGAGGGCUUGGUGCCUCCGCCAUCAGAUUGCAAUAAUCUGCAGAGAUGCAACUGGAAGCGUGAAUCUCCAAGCAGCUCUGCAGCAGGGCCCUCAGCUGCAGCUUGGAUUUUAAAGCUCUUCCCGACAGCACACGCUGCAGGUGCGCGCUCCGUCUGUCAUUUAUUUAGCCCCAGCAGAAACUCGUUCCCAUUUUCCAUCGCCCAUGGACAUGACCCCACGGUGCCCGUCCCCAGCGCCCUCACACCCUGGUCGCCACCACGGGGACAUCUGCACCGUGGCCAGCAGACCCCGCUGACAUUUCCCUUCCUCCUAUACAAGCACCCCAUUGCAUUUCACACCUCAGCUGUGAUACAGCCCUGUGGGUGCCUUAUCCAGGGGGGGGCCCAGCUUGGUCAGCCCCAAUUUGUCCUCGAGCUGACCUCUGCCGCGCUGCGCUGAGGUCUGGAGGUAGGAGGCUGACACAAAGCCGGGCAUAUUAUAUUCUUUAAUUACUGUUGCAAUCAUAACAUUUAAACGCUGUCAAUGAGAGAUAGCUCAUAACCGCGGGCUAGAAUCCUUGCCACUUGGGGCUUGUAACUAAAACUGCAGGAUUAAUUUGAUUAAUUGAUAGAAUUAUUUUCCAAACUACUCUUUUGUUUAUGGAGGCUUAAAAUGCUUGCCGCCUGCACCCUCCUGGUGUGUUGCAGAGUGGAGAUAAAGCGGCUGAAAAUAAUUAGUAUGGCUUAAUUUAGGGAAAAAAAUAACCUCAAAAGAAUUUUGCAGAAAAUUUAAAGCAGCACAUUUUACUUUGUUUUGGCAGGAAAUAUUAUGGAGUUGGAAAUGGGACUUUUAUGUUUUCUCUCUCCUAUAUUUCACCAGGGCUGCAGCCCUACCGGGGAGAGGAGUAUUUCACUCCGGUUUGCUGCUGCAGCUCUCCCACACCCCCAGCUCCAUAACGUGGGCACCUGGAGGACAAAAUCCCACCGGGAGUAACAGGUUUGCGGUGGGCAGGGUGCGGGGAUGCCAUUUGGAAGCAGCCCCAACCUUCCCCCUGCAUGCCCUGAGCAAUGCCCACCCCAGGCACCGCUCCCGCCGAACGCUGCCGCAAGCCCCAGCGCCAGCCCAGCAUCCUCCCCGCAGCUCCCCAUGCUGCUAAAGCCACAGCCGGAAUAUUUAAUUCUUCUUUUUGCCUUCCAAGCUGGGAGGUGGAAAAAAAUCCCCCCCGCUUCCAUCAGCUCCUAAAGCCCUGGAGUUUGCUGAGUGUUGCAUUUAUCCGCGCACGUCGCCGUUGACACUUGGAGGAUUGCAAGGCCCCCACCAGUGUAAUGCCAGCAAGGAAGGACGAGCCCUGCUGCUCCUCGCUGCUGUGGCUUUUUUCCAGCUGCUGUUUGUUCUUAAAGCCCCCCCAAACCCAGCUGCCCUUUCUUCUAAGCCCCACGCCCAAGUUUCCGAGCUGUAAGUGCUUUAAGCCUCUCCGCCGUGCCGGGCAGAUAACGGGAUCCACCAUGGUUGUCACGCUGCUAGCAGGGGCUGGAGAUUUUUUGAGUCGCUCUUGAGUCAAAUCUGGCCGUUCCUUGCACAGCAGUAAUUUAAAUCCUGGCCCCCACACUCCUCUU
Cygnus olor (mute swan) is the source of this 17467-nucleotide messenger RNA. RefSeq names its product zinc finger protein 469 (gene ZNF469). NCBI's taxonomy places the organism in Eukaryota, Metazoa, Chordata, Aves, Anseriformes, Anatidae. The coding region runs from base 1413 to 14057 and encodes 4214 amino acids. The transcript has 4 exons. The record is from RefSeq and is a predicted model, not a curated record.